This is a messenger RNA of Bubalus bubalis (water buffalo), 2823 nucleotides long. It is a transcript of the gene SLC26A3, whose product is annotated as solute carrier family 26 member 3. The record is from RefSeq and is a predicted model, not a curated record. The coding region runs from base 172 to 2454 and encodes 760 amino acids. Gene Ontology annotation, biological process: transmembrane transport. The transcript has 21 exons. Gene Ontology annotation, cellular component: membrane. Gene Ontology annotation, molecular function: chloride transmembrane transporter activity; bicarbonate transmembrane transporter activity; secondary active sulfate transmembrane transporter activity. Lineage: Eukaryota; Metazoa; Chordata; Mammalia; Artiodactyla; Bovidae.
CCUGGCUUCUUGUCCUAGCCCUGUCACUUGCUUAGCUGUGAAACUUGGGAAAGUCUCCUAUCUUCUCUGAUCUCAAUUUCUUGAUUUGCAUUUUAACCUGCUAAAGGCAAGAAGGGUUUGCCACAUAGUUUCAAAGGUCUUCCACUUACUACAACCAUCAGAGAGAGCAAAAUGAUCGAAGCCAUUGGGAAUCAGUACGUUGUGGCCAGGCCAGUGUAUUCUGCAAAUGCUUUUGGGGAAGAACAUAAGAAGAAACAAAGACAUCAUAAGACGCUUCUGGAUCAUCUCAAAAAGUUGUGCGGCUGUUCUGCACAAAAGGCCAAGAAAAUUGCCUUCUCCUUGUUCCCCAUAGCAUCUUGGUUGCCAGCAUAUCGCAUAAAGGAAUGGCUCCUCAGUGACAUUGUUUCUGGAAUCAGCACAGGGCUGGUGGCUGUACUGCAAGGUUUAGCAUUUGCUCUGCUAGUCACCAUCCCCCCAGGCUAUGGGCUAUAUGCAGCCUUUUUCCCAGUCAUCAUCUACUUUUUCUUGGGCACUUCUAGACACAUAUCUGUAGGUCCAUUUCCAGUUCUGAGUAUGAUGGUGGGAGCAGUAGUUGUGAGACUAACCCCAACAGACAGUACAGCUGAUUCAGCAUUCGCUAAUAGCUCAAUGACUAAUGAUUCAUCAAUAGAUGAGCAGAAAGUGAUGGUGGCUGCAACAGUUACAAUUCUUUCUGGAAUCAUCCAGUUGCUGAUGGGGGUUCUACGGCUGGGCUUCGUGGUGAUUUAUCUCUCCGAGUCCCUUAUCAGUGGCUUUACCACCGCUGCCGCUAUUCAUGUUUUGGUUUCCCAGCUCAAAUUUAUGCUUCAGCUGACAGUCCCGGCACACACCGAUCCAUUUUCACUUUUUAAAGUCCUAGAGUCCGUAUUCUCACAAAUAGAGAAGACUAAUAUUGCAGACCUUGUGACAUCCUUGGUUAUCCUGGUGGUGGUAUUUGUGGUUAAAGAAAUAAAUCAGCGCUACAAAGCCAAGCUUCCAGUGCCCAUCCCAAUUGAACUCAUUGUGACUGUGAUCGCAACAGGUGUGUCCUAUGGCUUUGACUUCAAAAGCAGGUUUAAUGUGGCUGUGAUUGGGGAGAUGAAACCUGGGUUUCAGGCCCCUAUCACACCUAGCAGGCAGACUUUCCAAGAUACCAUUGGAGACUCCUUUGGCGUUGCCAUUGUUGGCUUUGCAGUGGCCUUUUCUGUGGCCAGCGUCUACUCCCUCAAGUAUGAUUAUCCCAUUGAUGGCAAUCAGGAGUUGAUCGCCUUGGGAGCAAGUAACAUAUUUGGUGGAUCGUUCAGAGGAUUUGCAGCAAGUACCGCUCUCUCCAGAUCAGGGGUCCAGGAGAGUACAGGAGGCAAAACUCAGAUAGCUGGCCUUAUCUCUGCUAUCAUUGUGCUGAUUGUCAUCGUUGCCAUCGGAUUUCUCUUGGAGCCUCUACAAAAGUCUGUCCUGGCAGCUUUAGCACUUGGAAACUUGAAAGGAAUGCUGAUGCAGUUUGUGGAAAUACGAAGAUUGUGGCGAAAGGAUAAGUAUGAUUGUCUAAUCUGGGUCAUGACCUUCAUCUUUGCCGUUGUCCUGGGGCUCGGUUUAGGCCUGGCAGCUAGCGUGGCAUUUCAGCUCCUGACUAUUGUCUUCAGGACUCAGUUUCCCAAAUGCAGCACGCUGGCUAAUGUUGGAAGGAGCAACAUCUAUAAGAAUAGAAAAGAUUAUUCUGAAAUAUAUGAACCAGAAGGCGUGAAGAUUUUCAGAUGUCCAUCUCCUAUCUACUUUGCAAACAUUAGUUUCUUUAAGCAGAAACUUAUCGAUGCUAUUGGCUUUCGUCCACUUCGAAUUCUUCGCAAGCGCAACAAGGCUUUGAAGAAAAUCCGAAAACUGCAGAAGAAAGGCCUGCUACAAGUAACACCAAAAGGAUUUAUAUGUACUGUUGAUGGCUUUAAAGAUUCUGAUGAAGAGCUGGACAAUGAUAAGAUUGAAGAGCUGAAUCAGCCCAUCAAUACCAAAGACCUGCCUUUCCAAAUAGACUGGAAUGCUAAUCUUCCUCUCAACAUUGUGGUCCCUAAAAUCAACCUCCACAGCCUCAUUCUUGACUUUUCAGCAGUGUCAUUUCUUGAUGUUUCUUCAAUGAGGGGUCUCAAAACGAUUCUGCAAGACUUUAUCAGGAUCCAGGUAGAUGUGUAUAUUGUUGGAACUGACGAUGACUUCAUUGAAAAGCUUACACGGUGUGAAUUUUUUGAUGAUGAAGUCAAGGACUCAAUAUUUUUCUUAACAAUCCAUGAUGCUGUUUUGCAUAUUUUGAUGAAGAAAGAUUACAGUACUUCAAAGUUUAAUCCCAGUCAGGAAGUAGAAACAAAACUUGAUGAUUUCACCAUCAAUAAAAAUGGAGGAUUACGUAAUCGGGAAUGUCAGGUACCAAUUGAAACAAAAUUCUAAACAAAACGUAAUUCAGAGAGAUCCUCAUCCAUCACAUAAAGAACUUUAUACCCAGAAAGUUACUGAUAAGUUCAUACAUUGUAUGAAGAAUAUUUCUGACAGAAAUUAUGUUUCAAACUUUGGAACGAGAUUGUUCUAGCAUGGUAUAUUUUUCACAUAUCUAGUAACCAAUUAUGUAAAUACUUUUAAUUUUCUACCUUGUAGAUUUAUCAAAAGAAAAUUAUUUUGUUUAUAAGUAUUUUUAUAGCACUGACAGAUUUCCAUCCAAGUCACUACUUUUGUGCAUAGUUUGCAGUGCAUUUGCACCAUUGCUUUGAAUCUUGUAAUUUAUAUAGUUCAUACUAAUAUAUAUUCAUUUAAAAAAAUCAA